AUGGCCGGACUUGGCUUAUUUAAUCUUGAAAAAGAAAAAGCGAAACAUUUGUUUACUAAUGAAACUAAUCUGACAGAUUUAUUUCGAAAUCAAAUUACAUCACUUACUAUUCAUAUUCGUAGAAUUAAGAAAGAACCUACAACAACAAAGGAAAUCACGAUUAUAUUUACAGACAUCUUUACUAUGUUUACCAAUCUGAAGUAUUUAAACUUCAAGCCAUUUUCAAAUUUUACUCAAUACUUAUCAUUUGAGACUUUAUCUCCCAUUAUUAAUUGUCCAACUAUCGUCGAAUUACAUGUUAAUGUGAAAUCUUUCUUCGAUUGUCUUUAUCUACUUGACGGACGUUUACCUCAACUUCGAGUAUUUCAUGUUGAUAUUUCUUGGUUUGGUCAUUCUCAACAUGAAAUAGUCAAUAACAUGGAAAACUUACCUAAUUUAGAAUGUUUUUCAUUAAAUUGUAAUCAAGAUUCAAGUGCAUAUGAUGAAUUAGUUAUUCCAUUGUUGCAUCGAAUGUUAAAUUUAAAAAGACUUCAUUUAUAUCUUGUAAUUAAUUAUAAAAAUAUGUUUAUUGAUGGAGAUAAUUUGAAAACAAAUAUUCUUAAUCGAAUGGUACAACUAAAUCAAUUUACAUUUAGCAUUCGAUCAAGUCUUUGGCUUACGAAUCAAACCAAGUUCAUAUCCAAUGAAGAUAUUCAACAUACAUUCGAAUAUUUUUCAACCAAUCAAAUUAUUUCUUAUGUUGAUUAUUUUCACAAGUUGGGACGAGGCGAAUGUCAUAUUUAUUCUUAUCCUUAUAAAGAAAACGAAUAUCAUAGAAUAACGAAUAAUUUUCCAGGUGGAAUAUUCAAAUACGUUCGUGAAAUAUCCUUAUUUGAUGAACGGCCUUUUGAACAUGAGUUUUUCUUUCAAAUUUCUCAAUCGUUUCCAUUGAUAGAAAAAUUAACUGUGAAUAAUGAAAAAGUACAAAACAAUAAAAGUGACAAUUUAUCAAUUAUUGAAUAUCCACGUCUUUCUUAUCUUGAUCUUCUUGAAGUUCAUGAAGAUUACGUCAAGCAGUUUCUUAUAGAUACAAACAGCUGUUUACCAAACAAUGUUGCUCUUAUUGUCGAUUAUGAAAUACUGAAGAAAGCAACAGAAAAUUUCACACGGCAAACAACUCGAAAUUGUUCAAAACUAUGUCGUUUAGCUAUACUUUGUGAAUAUGAAGUUACUGACGAUCUUAGUCAAUACUUUCCCCAGGCAAAAAUCACAUAUAGUUAUGAAUAUUUUAAAUAA
Adineta ricciae is the source of this 1275-nucleotide messenger RNA. The record is from the annotation of a GenBank genome assembly. NCBI's taxonomy places the organism in Eukaryota, Metazoa, Rotifera, Eurotatoria, Adinetida, Adinetidae.